AUGCCCGAAUCAACUGGCACAGUCAAGCUGGACGCAUAUGGCAGCAACGGAUACAGGGCGCCAGACCACUGCGAGACCUGCGACGUUUCGGUGCCUGACCAAGAAGCGCGUCGCAAGCACAUGGAGGAAACCUCGCAUCGCAGGUGCCCGCUCUGCAAGGGUUAUGUCCCUCUGGGAGGCUUUUACACACACGCAUUCAUCAAGCACGGAGAUGAAUAUUGGAACGAGCACCAGGUUGCCUUCACCGAUAGGCAGGACUUGAAAAAUGCGAAGUCUUGGGCGGUGCCGAAACAGUCAAAAGAUGAAGAGUAA
Messenger RNA from Clonostachys solani, 312 nucleotides. The record is from the annotation of a GenBank genome assembly. NCBI's taxonomy places the organism in Eukaryota, Fungi, Ascomycota, Sordariomycetes, Hypocreales, Bionectriaceae.